This is a messenger RNA of Brugia pahangi, 783 nucleotides long. The record is from the annotation of a GenBank genome assembly. NCBI's taxonomy places the organism in Eukaryota, Metazoa, Nematoda, Chromadorea, Rhabditida, Onchocercidae.
AUGAUGAAUUCGAGAAAGCAUUCCCUAACAGCUCAACUUACACGGACAGCUAGACGUUUCUCGACCACAGUGGCACCACAACUAACAAAACUCGAUCCAUUACCAUUGCUUCAAUAUUAUAAGAUGCUUAAUAUACGACUAGUAGAUGUUGCUCAGCUUCAAGCGGCUAUCAAAGGAUAUAUUAUCAAAAAUAUAGUGAACUUCAGUCCGAUUGAUUUUGAAAUAACGGAUGAAAAUAACGUUCGUGUGCUCAGUGUUAGUUUACGACCUGAGGAAAUGAUUCUUUCUAAAGGCAUCAAGAGAAUUUUUUCAAUUACGUUCGAUGAUUCCGAUCCUGAAGAAUGUGGAACUGUGAUAGCUAAAAUUAGGCAACCUAUAUCAGGCAUGAGAAUAUUCGAAUUUUUGGAAUUACCUUGCUCAAAUAUCGUCCAAAUCUCAUCAUAUGUUGACCAAUGUGAUCGAUGCCAAAUUAAACUCGUAUCAAACUCAAUUUCCAAUUUUUUUACAUCAUAUCGUUGUUGUUUUUCUACGAGCACUAAAUGGCAAUUCAUAAAAGAAGGCAAAAUUUAUGCAUUCAUUCGGCCCAAUUGUACAUUUUUCGAUGAAGAUUCAUUACGAUUGGAAUGGAUGCCACAAGCAGAUAAUGAACUACGAAUGAUUGUUAUUGCAUAUGGCAUGAUACAAAUGGUCCGAGAAGUAUUUCCCUCUCUAAAUCAUAUCAUAAGCGAACAAUAUCAACAAAAAAUUGGUCUUUUUUUUUCUACUCUUUUUUACGAUUCAUAA